Molecule: messenger RNA, 1002 nt
Organism: Colletotrichum godetiae
Lineage: Eukaryota; Fungi; Ascomycota; Sordariomycetes; Glomerellales; Glomerellaceae
Exons: 1
Coding region: 1-1002 (333 amino acids)
Biological process (GO): cell redox homeostasis
Molecular function (GO): thioredoxin-disulfide reductase (NADPH) activity
Source: RefSeq, a predicted model, not a curated record
AUGACCACCCCAAUCCUCCACGACGUCCUCAUCAUAGGCGCAGGCCCAGCAGGCCUCGCCACAGCAACAGCCCUCUCCCGCCAACUCUACACCACAGUCCUCUUCGACUCAAACCUCUACCGCAACGCCCGCGCCACCAACAUGCACAACGUCCUCGGCUUCGACCACGUCCCGCCCCCCAUCUUCCGCGCCAAAGCGCGAGAGGACCUCAGAGCUCGCUACGCAGAGACCGUGACCUUCGCCGACGGCGUCGAAGUCGUCAAGACGACCAAGGUCAAGGACGGGCUCUUUAGGGCCGAGGAUAAGCAGGGUAAGGCGUGGUUUGGACGGCGGCUGGUCCUGGGUACCGGCGUCACGGACAUUGCGCCCGAGGUGCCGGGCUACGCGAACUGUUGGGGCUACGGGAUUUUCCAUUGUCUGUUUUGCCACGGCUUCGAGGAGCGCGGGGCGGAGAGGGUGGGCGUCCUCGCUUUCGGGUUGACGGGGAGCGUCAAGAUGGCGACGCAUAUCGCCUACAUGGCUCGGCCGCUGGGCAAAAAAGUGACGAUUUACACUCACGGUGAUGAGGCUCUCGCUUCAGAGAUUGGUGCCAUGACGGAUAAUCCCUUUACCGUUGACACUCGGAAAAUCACAUCGAUGCGCAUGGCUGGCGGGGAGCACCGCACCAGCGUUACACUCACACUCAGUGGACAAGAUGGAGAAGAAGGAGAGGAAGUCACGGAGGGCUUCCUCGCUCAUGCACCGUUUACAAGACCCAACGGUCCCUUUGUGGAGCAGCUUGGGCUGGAGACGGCGGAGAACGGAGAUAUCAAGACGACUGCCCCUUUUGGAGAGACGAGUGUUUCUGGUGUCUAUGCCGUGGGCGACUGCGGGAAUAUGGUCAAGGCCGUUGCGACGGCGGCGGCGAGCGGUGCAAUGGCUGCGGGUGGCAUGGUCGUGCCGAUGCAGAUGGAGCCCAGGGUUGAGAUGGAUGUCGAGGCUAUGGAGAAAGUUAUUGGGUAA